AUGGGUUUAUACGACGUAUGCAAGACGUUCAUCGUCUACACCGCCACCUUCUUUUCACUUCCAUUUCACGAGCAUAUCGGAGGUGACUCUGAACAGCCCGUUCUAUCUUUCGAAAAUGGCCAGAUCUCGCAAAAUUAUCCAAAGUUCCCUGCACCCAAUGGCCCCGAUUCCCCAGAUGAAGACUUCAUUUGCAAGUAUCCCGAGCUUGGAAAUGACUGGAAGUCAUGUCCUACUCCAGAAAACCGUCACUUCUGGCUGACGAGCUCUGAUGGACACAAUUUUAGUAUUCAUACUGACUAUGAGACUAUGUAUCCGCCUGGAGUGCUUCGAGAGUAUUGGCUUGUGGUAGAUAACAAGACCAUCAACGGCGACGGCAUAGAUAAUCCGUAUGGAAAGGUCUUCAACCAAACCUACCCCGGCCCAUGGAUCAAGGCCUGCUGGGGUGAUCUCAUCAGAGUCCACGUCACAAAUAAACUGCGAUAUAACGGCACCACGAUUCAUUGGCAUGGUCUCGGACAGAAUGGAACCAUGGAGAUGGAUGGCAUCAAUGGCGUCACUCAAUGCCCCAUCGCUCCAGAUGAUACCUUUACAUAUGAGUUUCGCGCUCUUCAGUAUGGCUCUUCUUGGUAUCAUAGUCACUACUCUCUACAAUACGCCGACGUUUCGCAGGACCCACAACUAUCUUUGGGCCGUCGUCAGCUCACUAUGGUGAAGCUAAGGAUUCAGUUCUUAUCACGGACUGGAACCAUCGAAGUGCUUUUCAGGAGUGGGAACAAGAACUAA
This is a messenger RNA of Fusarium musae, 783 nucleotides long. RefSeq lists its product as uncharacterized. NCBI's taxonomy places the organism in Eukaryota, Fungi, Ascomycota, Sordariomycetes, Hypocreales, Nectriaceae. The record is from RefSeq and is a predicted model, not a curated record. The transcript has 2 exons. Bases 1 to 783 code for a protein of 260 amino acids. Gene Ontology annotation, molecular function: oxidoreductase activity; copper ion binding.